AUGGGUAACACGGUCGGUUCCCGGAAGUUGGACGCGGCCGGAAAAGUUGUAUUGUCUGACGGAAGAGUACAGAACUUGGAGGAAGAGACGACGGUAGCUGAGAUUAUGCUGGAGAAUCCACAACACGUGGUUGUCGAGUUUGAUCCGUCAUCGAUAUCGUUCAACAACCGCCAUCGGAAAAACAAUGGAAACUCGGUGAAGAAAAAGCUGACUCCUCUACCGGCGGACAAGACACUCGAGCCGGGGAAGAUCUAUUUGGUGCUUCCCGCCAAAAGAGGCGGUGCCAAACCGUCAUCAGCGGGGAUGACUUCAGAGGAGAUACGGAAAAUGCUGUUUAGCGCGACGGCGAUGGUAAGGUCAUCGUUUAGCUCCUAUGAUGGGAUUCUUCCUUGGUUUACUACUAGAAGUUUUAAUAAUAAAAAUGGUAAUAAUCCGGCGGCUGAUGCGGUGGUUGCUGCUACAUCGGUUGGAAGAUUGGAGGCGGAGGCGGAGACGGAUGAGGAAGGUAGACCGGAGUUUUUGAGCCGGCAACUAUCGGGAAGAGGGUGGAAACCAAGCUUGGAUCCAAUCACAGAAAAGAAAGCAAAGAAGAAAAUACAUCAACUGUUGUUGUUUUGA
Messenger RNA from Microthlaspi erraticum, 618 nucleotides. The record is from the annotation of a GenBank genome assembly. Lineage: Eukaryota; Viridiplantae; Streptophyta; Magnoliopsida; Brassicales; Brassicaceae.